GGACGGGGAGGGAGAAGGGAAGUAAGGAGGGGAGGAGAGAAGAGGAGUCAACUUCACUCAACACAGGAAACUGAAAAUGUUUUUUGUUGUUGUUGUUAUCUGAUGAAUCAAGCGCUGCGUAUGCUCUUGAAUUCAAAGUAGACAGCGUGAUACAGUACGACCGAUACUAAAUCCGGAGGGCUUGCCUUGCAAAAUCGAUUGAGCGGGAGUGACCUCGGGAUAAGGCGCUGGUAUAGUCCAUAUAAAUGUUAGCGAUUCUUUAAGGAUGCUGGAAGCAACGAAUGUGAUUUUUAGUUGAAUGUCGUUUAAAGUGCUCUAAUGUAUAGGCGAGGCCUAAACAGUUAUCGUCAGAAAAAAAAUGCGUUAGUAUGAUGCGUCUAUUUUGCGACUGCGCGUCCGAAUGUGCCACGUUUUGAGUUGCGUCUGCGCCAGGCUGAUCAGCGUAUCUGUCAUACGUCUCCUCUAGCCAACCCUUGCGCGCUCUUCAACUUUGUUAAGAUCUGGUCUAGCUUUAGCUCACUCGGGACAGCGGAGUUUAUUCCACUGGGCUAAACUGCUUUUGAACUCAAAAGAGUUCUAGCCCUGCGCAUAAUGUCGGACUGACGCCUUCGGGAUGGCAUCGGCGGUUUUUGAGGGAACGUCUCUGGUCAACAUGUUCGUGAAAGACUGCUGGGUUAACGGAAUUCGAAGGCUAAUCAUAAGUCAACGAGGGGAGGAAGAAGACUUCUUUGAAAUAAGGACCGAGUGGUCGGACAGAAAUGUUCUGUAUUUACACAGAAGUUAUUCGGAUUUGGGACGACUUUUUAAAAGACUACUGGAAUGUUUUCCGGAAGACAGACAAUAUUUGUCGAAAUCCCCUUUUAUAGAAGGCCUCGUGAAGAUUAAAGAAGCGAAAGACAUUGAGGUCAAGCUGAACGAGGUGGAGAGGCUCAUGAAGAGCACCAUCAACAUGUCAUGGAAGUUCUCCAGGUCUGAGGUUGUCUUAACGUUCUUUGAACGUUCACCACUAGAUCAAGUGCUGAGAAAUGACAACAUCCACAAGAUACAACCAUGUUUUCAGAGCCCGGUCAAAAUUUCAGAAAUUAUGAGGUCUAAUGGGUUCUGUCUGGCAAACACAGAGACUAUUGUAUUUGAUGAGAACGUUCCUCAGGAUAAGGAGAGACCCUCUUCUACAGACUCAGCCCAACAUUCGUAUGACGACGACGGGAAAGAGUGUGUGUCUGUUGAACAGGACCUCAGUGACGAUGACCCAGAGGCCUAUGUCACCAACUUGUCCUACUACCACCUUGUGCCCUUUGAGACAGAUAUCUUGGAGUGAGGGGGCACCCUUCUUGCGUGCACGGAUAAUGGCAAAGGAAGCUUGGAACAUUCUGCUCCGGUCCCACCCUGGGCCCGCCCCGUGCCCCCUCCGACUACGUACGGAGACCGCGCGUCUGCUAGAGGCCUCUGCUGCUGGCUAGCAGUGUUGGGAUUGACUGAUAGAGAUGGGGCUUUAUACAGACAGGCCUGUGUGCCACCCGUGCUCUGCAGCUAUAGGACAGUAAUGGCGAACUGGUGCUGCUCUUUCCCACGUGCCUCAGUACAAAGCCUUAACUACCAGUAGAUGUCAUCUGCUGGAAAAGCACGACCUCAGCUGUGGAAUCCCUGCAAUUAGCCACUGUGGAGUCAUGACAAAAUGGCACAACAGAAGACCAAGUCCCAAAUCAUGUGUAAAAUAAUUUAGAAACAUUAAUCUAUAUCAACUUCAGGAAGAUAAUAUAGAUAACUCAGGUGCACUCUAUGAACGGUGCGUGCACUAGAACAGAAGUCUUUUCUCUUUUUCUGAGAUGGCCAUAGGAGACUCCAGGGCAUCUGCCACAUGUCUGCAGAGUAGUAUUACACUACUAGCACAAUGGCAUCUGAGAUGAGAGCUUAUGUAAGGCAACAUGAAAAUCCUGCAAUGCAUAUUGAUCAAUGUCUCCUUUUAAAGACUGCAAGUUGGUCUGGUGGUUUGCUAGUUUAUAACAACAUUAUUAACAAGUUUGCCAUUGAUUAAGAAUCAGUAAAUAAUACAGUAAAUAAAAUGCAGGUGAUGAAACCAUCUCGGUGCUAAAUAGCCAGUACCAGUUCUAGCAUGCUUUGGGAGCAGAAGAGGCCACAAUGAAGAUGAAUCUGUAUUUUUAUUGUGGGGAAACUGCUUUAGCUGAGAGCCGGUGAUUGUCUUCUAGCAAAACAAACAAUUAGAGCCUCAUGAAGAGGUGGGAGUUCAUGGUCUUCUUUCAUAGUGUGCACAAGCAGUCAGACUUGGACAAUGCCACAGUGAAUUUGGUCUGUAUCCAGGUGUCACGACGACCUGGUGUCUCUUACAGUGGAGCUGGAAUGGAAGGCAGGGGCUAGAGGACCUUUAUUUUGUCAUUUAAAGUCUUGGGACUCUUCAUCUGGUGUCCCAAAACAACAAUGCAUUUAGAAUCGAUUUUUGUAAUGGGCAAUGAAAAAAAUCUCCACAACACCUUUCACUAGACAAUUUGUCAUGGACCUUUCUAGAAUUACUGUAGAAUUGACAAUAUGUCUUACCUAUUUAUUGUUUACAUCGCAAAAAUGUUUCCAUAUUUGGUCUAUAGUGUUUUUGCCUUUGUUUAUAAAUUUAGGACUUUAUCUGGACCCUAGUGGAGAGGGUGUAAAAAGAGUGUAUAGAAAUAAAUAAAUUACAUUUAUUUAAACUGCAAAUUAGGAAGUUAAAUAUGGAUUAUUUCUUUAUAUAUACAAAAUUGCAAAAAUAAUAAUAUUGUGUCAUGAAAUAACCUUAAUUGCAUGUAUAUUUAAUAUUUACUAAGAUAACGAGAGCUGUAAAAUAGCUUCUUUUUUCACUAAUGAAGGAUCUACUUUGUAAUGCAGUCAUGCUUUCUGCGCAACCCGUGAGAAAGUUUCACUCUUUCACAGCAGGCCAAACCGAGAAACUGCCUUUCCUCUUUGUGAUGCAGGGCACAGAGUAUACAAAUUGCAUAAUAAUAGAAAACAUCCAUUUACAUAAAUGAAUGAAGCAUUUAAUAUUUGAAAUUCUCGCUGCAUUGUCAAAAUGAAAACACUGGCAUCUGAAUGGAACUGAGCUCUUAGGGGCAGGCAGGUCAGACACACGAUGCUGGAUCCUUUUGAAUUUCCCUUUAUCUCUUCAACUUUAUUAUUCAUGAUCCCAACAGGAUAGUCAUCCACUAAUCAGCUCUGGGGAGGAGCCAAACAUUCCGAUGAGACUCUCGGGUCCUGUUCCAGGACUCAUAAACAGAGCGCAGUCUGUGCGCACCGCUAUUUCUCCGUGAACAGAGCUGAGGCUGCAGUUUAAGCAAGGCUGUGUGUGCCAUAAAAGCCAUUAAAAAAACUCCACUUAAACCGCAUAUACUUAUGCAUUCAGCUGAGCGAUCACUUGAAACAAAGACAAGGGCUCAUUUCUGUAUGAAGUUGGCUGUUGACUGUAGCAGUAUUCAGUUUAAGCACACUUUCAGUGAUCAUUUAUGGAACCUGGCCACUUUAUGCAUUUAAUUUACCUCUGGAACCAAUUGAAACAUUUCAAUGAGAUCUAGGUAGAGUGAAUGAAUUUUUGACUUAUUUCUGUCUAGCAUUACGGGCUGC
Molecule: messenger RNA, 3603 nt
Organism: Electrophorus electricus (electric eel)
Lineage: Eukaryota; Metazoa; Chordata; Actinopteri; Gymnotiformes; Gymnotidae
Gene: pxdc1b
Product: PX domain containing 1b
Molecular function (GO): phosphatidylinositol binding
Source: RefSeq, a predicted model, not a curated record